CUCAAUACCACCACCUCGCUGGCACCCAUCUGCCGCCAGACGUCUUCCACGCACAUCCAACGCCCCGCUGCGCCUCCGGACGCAGGCUCCACGGUGCUUAUAACCUCUCCCGGCCAGUUGACGCCUCACGGACACGCCUCUCCGGUUGACCCUGUUCGACCACCCUGCUGGCCGCCGAUUUUGAAUAGCUUGCAUACGUAUACCUGGCGCGACGCCCGCCCGACGACACUCGACUAACGACUACUACGGACCGCGCAACUCGCCAUGGCUGUGCUCUCGCUCCCGACCACAUUCUCGAACUCGUUCUGGACGCAGGAUUACCGGAAGGGCGUAGAGGUGCUGUAUGGACAGCUGGAACAGAGCAUUGGGGAGAACACUGAGAUUGCGGCGUUCAUUCGGACGCGUGCCGCGGCAGAGCUUGCCAUCGCUGCUCAACUGAAUGCGCCCCCGCCUGCUCGCUCUGUGUUUGACGUCGACGAUGGCGCGUCAUUACUCAUGGCGUUCAGAGGCCUGCGCGCGGAGGCUGCUACUGAGGGUGCUCUCCACGAGAGCGUCGCGAAGGAGCUUCAGACUGCAGUGGCUGAGCCCUUUGAGAAGUGGGCCGAGGGGUAUAAGGAGCGCCUUCAUGGAAGCAAGGCAAACCUGCUCGAUGGCUGGAUGUACUCUUAUGAGGUUGCACAGACCGAGGUCAACAAGCUUAAGAGUGACUACCUGACCAAAACCCGGAAAGCGGACGAGGCCGAGGAUGACGCCCGCUUUGCGCCCAUCACACACCCUGUGGGCGACCAGUACACUUCGUCGCCGAAACUGAAGCCCCUCGGCGCGAACCCGAAUGCGGCCCCGCGCGCACCUCAGCGCCAGGCGACGAUGUCCGAGCGCAUCACGCAACGUCUGAAGGAGUUCCGCCUCAACGCUGGUACGCAGGCGCACCCUCGCGCCGCCCCGAAACCAGACGUGCAAUUUGAUGCGGAUAUCGAGGAGGAGAAGGCGGGCCCUAAGCUCGACAAGGGCAAGGGUCGUGCUACCGACAGCGGUGCAAGCACUCCGCAGCGCGUGUUGUCGCCGCCGCCCAUUGAGAUGCCGCCGGCAGCAGCGAAGGUCGCGCCGCCCAAGCUGGAGACAGACCCGGUCCCGCCACCGCCCCUGCCGCCCCUGGAUGUCGCGGGCAUCUCGAUGACGCCCACGGAGGUGUCGGAGCUGAUGAAGAAGGCGAAAGAGGAGCUUCCCUUGCGCCCGGUGCGCUUCCCGCUUUUGGGCGAGUACCAGGACUGCUUCUCGGGCGAGGAGUUCGCGAGCUGGCUUAACACGAACGUGAAGGCGUUCGAGGGCAACCUGGACCACGCCGAGGUCGCAGCGCGCGUUCUUACCGAGAAGUACAACCUGCUCCGCCGGCUGGGCGAGCUCGGGAAUGACUUUGAGAACGCGGACGACUCGUUCUACCAGUUCCGGCCCAAGGCUUUCACGCUUGAUGCUUCUCCCCCUCCGCCCAAGGCUGCUGGUGCUCAAGUCCUUACGCCCAUGGACAAGUUGUCUCCGCUAACCCAAAACAUUGCUGAGCGUACCGGCGGAUUGGCGAACCUCGUGUCGAAAGCGUUCGCUGCAAACACGGAGCCGCCCUACGUCCGUGCCCGGCGCGACGCGGAAGUUGCCGACCAGGAGUACCGUGUCGCGGUACGGAAGCUCGACAGGCAGCGUCUCGGCCUUGAGGAGCGCAUUGAGGACACCCUCAAGACUCUGCAAAAAUGGGAGCUCGACAGACUGCGCGCUGUCAAGACUGUCCUCACGCAGUACUACAACACGCUCGCGAAGGUGUCGAAGGCGUACAGCACGGCGAACGAGACGAUCGAGAUGCUCAUCGCCUCAUACCAGCCCGAGCAGGAUAUCAAGGUGCUCAUCGAGCGCUACCGCACGGGGCCCUUCCGGCCCGUCGCGCAGGUGUACGAGUCCAUCUCGCACGACGAGUCCGACGUCGUGUUCGGCAUCGACCUCCGCCGCUGGGCGGACAACGCGUACUGGCACGUCGCCAGCCCCGGGGAGAAGCGCGAGGAGGCGCCCCCAGUGCUGACCGCGCUGCUCGGUGCCCUCCUGGAGGCGUACCCGAGGCUCCCGAACGACGCUGAGAAGCGCAAGACGUGGAUCUACGAGGUCCCGCUGCCUGCGGUGCACCAUCUCCGAGAGACACUCAACGCUGUUCCGCCUCAAGAAGACAUUCCCCAGGAUAUGCUGCAAAAGUACGAUGCGCCCGUUCUUGCUAGCAGCGUCAAGCUGUGGGCGCUUGAGCUCGACCCGCCGCUGUGCAUGUAUGAGGGCUGGGAUGAGCUGCGCAAGCUCUACCCAACUGUUGGAUCUAGUGCGCAUCAGGAACUUAAGCCUUCCUCUGAGCAGCAUGUUCUGGAACUGCAGGCUGCGCUCCAGAAGUUGCCAAAGAUUCACUUGCUUGUUUUGGACAUUAUCGUCAAGCACCUGAAGGACCUCAUCGCGUCGACCUCAGAGUCAGAGAGCGAAUCCAACGAGGUGUAUAUCACCAAGCUGGCUUUGAGCAUGGGACGCACUAUCCUCCGGCCCAAGCAAGAAAAUGAGUUCUCCAUUCAGGACCGUCAUCCUACACUGCUAUUCAUCGACCUCCUAAGCAAGUACGACGAGAUCAUCCCGCCCGCUAUCGCCAAGAAGAAGCGUGAGUCCGAGCGCAAAGUGCCCGUCCGGCGUCGCACGCGCCCCGUCGACAUGCGCAUGUCGCGCUCGCGCAUCUCCGCCGGCGCAGACCUCCAGGCGCUCCAAGCCCAGCAGCUCGCCCAGCGCGGCAUCAAAGGCGCAAAGUCUCCGCCCCCAGUCCCGCCUGUCCCCCACCUCAACGCAGCGGGUCUCCCGCAGGUCCCCGAGAGCCCGCGGCCGGUCACGGACGAGCCGCUCGAGAUGCAUGAGCACGAGGCCGCGCCACAGCUGACCGCAGAGCCCGAGGAGUUCGCGGAGAUCCCGCCGCCGCCCAAGGCGGAGCCCGGCGAUAUCCAGCUGCAGGACAAGCGGUCCUCGCCCAUCCCCGCGCCGCCUGCUCCCGCACCUGCUCCCGUCCACGUCGACUUCAGCGCCAUCCCGCCGCCGCCGCCAAUUCCUGCCAAGGCCACCCCGCCGCCCCCUGCACACCCGGUGUUCAAGGAGCCCCCUCCCGAGACGGACGACGUGCCCGCACGUCCGCAGUUCAAGGAGCCGCCCCCGGAGCCCGCGUCGCCCCCGCGCCCCGCGCGCUUCGUCGAGCCGCCCGUCGAGGACGACGCGGCCCCCACCCCGCCACCGACCGCGAUCCCACCGACCGCACGCCGCGUGUCCUCUCCGCGCGUACCCACCCCGCCCUCGGGCGGCUCGCGCAGCCCGUCGCCCGUGAAGCCCGUGUCCCCUGGCUCGGGCGCGACGACGCCGACGUCGGAGAGCGGGCGGCUGGCGCGUGGACCGCGUCUCACGCGGGGCCCGCGUCCGGUUAGCUCGCUGAACCGCCAGUCGAUCGUGCGUCCGAGCUCGCCCGGGUCGCCGCCUGCGGGCUCUAACGGGUUCCCGACGGCGAACGGGGGUGCGGGCGGUGCGAACCUGAGGCGUGCGGGCUCGCGCACGAGCACGAUGAGCAAGCGGAGCAGUAUCAGCCGCGUGUCGGAGCUGAGCCGAAGGACGAUGGCGAGCGAUGCGGAGGACGAGGUGCUGCAGUGAGGAUGAGCGCAUGAAGGACAGUACUAGUGUGGUUGGAGAGGUGCGCGAAGGACUGUUGAUCUUACGGUAAACUAUAUGCUUCUUCUGUGUGGAUGAGGGGAGGAUUUUGGGGUGCUGCUUAUCUCUUUUCGUGCUUCGGAGUGCAUUAAUGAUUGCUUGCGUCCUGGGGCGCACGACGGUACUUACGUCUUUUUAGAUACGGCUUGGAUAUGUUUUACGUUGACGUCUCUAUGUCUGGAUACAAUUGAUGAUAUCUAUCUGCUGUCACAUCCGCAAGUGAUGUGCGAC
Trametes versicolor FP-101664 SS1 is the source of this 3984-nucleotide messenger RNA. RefSeq lists its product as uncharacterized. Bases 265 to 3696 code for a protein of 1143 amino acids. The transcript is spliced from 14 exons. The record is from RefSeq and is a predicted model, not a curated record. Gene Ontology annotation, cellular component: cytoplasm; plasma membrane; cell division site. NCBI's taxonomy places the organism in Eukaryota, Fungi, Basidiomycota, Agaricomycetes, Polyporales, Polyporaceae. Gene Ontology annotation, molecular function: GTPase activator activity. Gene Ontology annotation, biological process: cytoskeleton organization; small GTPase-mediated signal transduction.